AUGUCUGCAUCAGAUUUGCUGAGGAAUGAUAGGUGGGUUCAUGGUCCAAAUUUCUUACAGUGUGAAGAACAUAAAUGGCCUGUGCAACCACUGUUUAGAUGUUCAGAAUUGGAAGAAUUCUUAGAACUGAAGGCAAGUCCAGUGGUUUGCAGUAUAAAAAGUAAUGCUGAUCAUACUUGUAAGUUACUAAACUACUACUCAUCGUGGUUUAAAAUGAGAAAGCUGUGGCGUGGUACAUUAGACUUAAACAUUUUAAAAAGGAAACCAAGGUUGGGACCUAUAACAGUAAAAGAGUUCAAGGAAGCAGAGAGAAAUAUUAUUUUGUAUGUACAGAAGACUCUCCCAAAGGAACCUUUACAGUUAAAGAAGCUAAAUCCAAUCAAAGGAGAUGAUGAUUUGCUGAGAGUGGGAGGCAGAUUAACAAAUUCUCAACUUGAAGAAGAUGCAAAACACCCAGUGAUUCUUCCACAUGCCCACCAUAUUUCAAGAUUGAUUGUUGAAAGCUGUCACUUAAAUACUGGACAUGCUGGAGUGGAACGUGUAUUAGCUGAAAUCAGGAGAAAGUUCUGGAUUUUAAAAGGAAGGAAGUUAGUGAAAAGUGUAGUGUAUUCCUGUGUGACUUGCAAAAAGAUGUUUGGUAAGACAGUACACCAGCAAAUGGCAAACCUUCCUGAAUCUCGUGUUAUAGCUUAUGAACCACCAUUCAGUAGAGUAGGAGUGGACUAUUUUGGGCCAUUCUUAGUAAAGAAAGAUAGUUUCAUUCAUGCGUUAGAAAGAUUUAUAGCAAGGAGAGGAGAACCUAAAGAAAUCUGGUCAGAUAAUGGCACAAACUUUGUUGGAGCACAUCAAGAAUUGAAGAAAGCUAUCCAGGAAUGGAAUCAAGACCAGAUUCAUGCUCAUUUAUUGAAGAAAGAAAUAGACUGGAAGUUCAAUCCACCAGCUGCAUCACACAUGGGUGGAGUGUGGAACGACAAAAUACGGACCAUUCGAAGAGUGCUGUCAAGUAUGAUCAUACAGCAGGUGCUAGAUGAUGAAGCCAUAAUAACGUUAAUGACUGUAGUGGAAGGUAUCAUAAACAACCGACCCAUCACGAAGCUGUCCGAGGACCCAAGAGAUGCUAGACCUCUAACACCGAACCACAUGCUGAUGCUGCGUUCAGGACCUUUAUUACCACCUGGACAGUUUGUUGAAAAGGAUCAAUAUAGAAGACGCUGGAAACAAGUCCAGUACCUGGCUGAUGUAUUUUGGCGUCGAUGGAUUAAAGAAUAUCUUCCUGGACUUCAAGAACGCCAAAAAUGGAUGAAACCUCAGAGAAAUUUAGAAAAUGGAGAUCUAGUUCUUAUCAAACAAGAUUGUGUUCCUCGUAAUCAGUGGCCCUUAGGAUUAGUAGUGGGUGUUCAUAAAGGAACAGAUAAUUUAGUACGUUCUGUUGAUGUAAGAACAGGAACUGGUACUUAUGAGAGACCGGUAACAAGGAUUUGUUUGUUGGAAAACAAGCGUCAUACCGUCGUAGCGUCAUACCGUCAUACUGUCAUAUCGUCGUAUCUAACAUCAAGCAAGGCCAUAUGUUCGUCUCCAACACAUUCAAGUGCUGUUAAAUGUGAAGAGGACGAGGAAGAGAAAGUGGCAGACGACAUCCUGGUGGCAGAUGAAGAGGAUGAUUUCAUCACCAACAAUCCCCUCAUUGUUCCUGACAUGGCAGCAUUGGAAGAAGAGUAUCGUAAAACAGAACAAGCUCUUGCUGACACUGAAAGGGCUAGAGCAUUAGAAGAAGAAAUAUACAAGAUGAAGCUCAAGGCUCAGAUGUAUAAUCACCAACUGCAACAGGAGAAAUAA
This is a messenger RNA of Penaeus vannamei (Pacific white shrimp), 1836 nucleotides long. The record is from RefSeq and is a predicted model, not a curated record. Lineage: Eukaryota; Metazoa; Arthropoda; Malacostraca; Decapoda; Penaeidae.